Ceraceosorus bombacis is the source of this 486-nucleotide messenger RNA. NCBI's taxonomy places the organism in Eukaryota, Fungi, Basidiomycota, Exobasidiomycetes, Ceraceosorales, Ceraceosoraceae. The record is from the annotation of a GenBank genome assembly.
AUGUCUUUGAGAAGUGUGGACAGCGCAGCCAACGAAAAGCCUCGAGGCCCUCCCAAGAAGAAGACCAAGCCUGAAAAGGACGACGAGGGGAACGAAGAAGAAGACAGCAAGCAACAAUCGGGCAAGCCGAAGCGAGGUAAAGUCGAAGCUUGGACGGUAGGUCUGCACGCGUUCCAGUCUGGUCGUACUACCACGAUGAGCGUCCCAAGCUCACGUCAUUCGCUACUCUCUCCAACAGGCGGAGCAAAGGAAAGCGCUUGUUCUCAGCAUGUGCGCUUCUAGCUUCUCUCACAUGGACUGGAACGAGGUAAGCGCACAGUGUGGGGGAAGGACGGUGCCUCAAGUGAAGAUGUACUGGCGCAACGUCCUCAAAGCCAAGCUCGAAAAGGUAAGCGAACGAAUGGGAAUGACCAACAUAGCCACCUCCGAUCGGCAUGACGCUGAAUGCGUGUUUAUCGUCACUCGCAGGCACUUGAGGAGAUGUAG